UACGGUACUAUAAUGUGACGUCACAGAUCCGCCAGCAGACACCGCUAGCCCUGUGAUAGUGUGGGCAUCUUGGUGUUAUUAGGAAAUGUUAUUUUAGUUAUGGCCGAAUUUUUUAAGUCAGCACUGGGAAUUUUAGGGGGCGGUCAAGCCAGAGAUGGUAACGAAUUCGUUGGACAAACUGUUGAGCUAGGUAACCAAAAACUGAGAGUCAGACGUCUCAUUGCUGAAGGUGGUUUUGCUUACGUGUUUGUGGCACAGGAUGUUAACAGUGGGAAAGAUUAUGCACUCAAGAGACUUCUCGCUAAUGAUGAAGAAAAAGCCAAGGCUGUGAUGACCGAGAUAAAAUUUUUGAAAAAACUAUCAGGACACCCAAACAUAAUCCAGUUUUUAACUGCAGCCUCCAUUCCAAGAGACCAAUCAGACCAUGGUCAGGCAGAGUUUUUGUUACUGACAGAGCUAUGUACUGGUGGACAGUUAGUGGACAUACUAAAGACUCAAGCUGGCCCAUUAUCACCUGACAUUGUGCUGAAGGUGUUCUAUCAGACCUGUCGUGCUGUACAGCAUAUGCAUCAUCAAAAGCCCCCUAUUAUCCACCGUGAUCUUAAGGUAGAGAACCUUUUGCUGAGUGACUCUGGCAUGAUUAAGCUUUGUGACUUUGGAUCGGCCACCACUGAAACAUACAGUCCUGAUUCCUCCUGGUCAGCCAUACAGCGCAGUCUUGUGGAGGAUGAGCUUGCAAAAAAUACAACACCUAUGUACAGAGCACCUGAAAUGCUGGAUUUGUAUCAGAAUUUUCCAAUCAAUGAAGCUGGUGAUAUUUGGGCUCUUGGUUGUGUCCUCUUCAUGCUUUGUUUUGGUGAACAUCCAUUUGAAGACUCUGCCAAGCUAAGAAUAAUCAAUGGAAAGUACAGCAUUCCAGAAUCAGAUUCACAGUACACAGUCUUCCAUGACCUCAUAAUGGGAAUGUUGAAAGUGAAUCCUGUAGAGCGUCCUAACAUAAGUGAUGUCAUAGAUAGACUACAUGAGAUUUCCGAAGCCAAAGGAGUCGGCUUACGGGAACCAUUGUCUUUCAGAGGGGAAAUGCCAGGUACACUGGCAGACACCCAAGAAAGACGAUCCUACAACAACAGCCCAGCUCAUGGUUACUCUGUAGCUGGAGCUGGAGGUUUUGGUGAUGGGGGUGGUUCAGGGCUCCAGGCCAGCGCUGCUAGCUCAGCCUCAGCCAUCUUUAGCUCUAUUAAAGGGAGUGCUGGCAACUUGGUCAAAAACAUUCGUGAUGCUUCAACCAAGGUCAUGGACACCGUUUCUGCGACCAUGAACAAGACUGAUUUAGAUAUUUCAUACAUAACUACAAGACUUGCUGUGAUGUCAUAUCCUGCUGAAGGCGUUGAGUCAGCCAUAAAAAACCACAUAGAUGACGUUCGUACCUUCUUAGAAUCUCGUCACAAAGGGUGUUACGCUGUAUACAAUCUCUGCCAAAGGAGCUACCGUGCAGCAAAGUUUGAAAACAGAGUGUCAGAGUGUGGCUGGGUACAGGGCAAGGCACCAACCCUGACCUUGCUUUUUGCUGUAUGCAAGAACAUGCACUUGUGGCUGCGGCAGAAUCCCAAGAACAUAUGUGUUGUUCAUUGUUUAGAUGGAAAAGCAAACUCAGCCACAGUAGUUGGAGCAUUUCUGGUAUUCUGUCACCUGGUGGACAACGCAACAGCUGCCAUGCACAUCUUCUCUGCCAGGAGGUCCUUGCCUGGCAUCACUCCAUCCCAAAAACGGUAUAUUGACUACAUUGGUCAAAUGGUGGCAGACAAACCAGUGCAACCACAUCAACGCCCAGUUCUUAUCAAAACCAUCAACCUGUCUCCAGUUCCCCUGUUCAACAAAAUGAAGAAUGGGUGUACACCAUUUGCUGAGAUAUACGUUGGUGAAGAACGAGUGGCCACCACAUCCUUGGAAUAUGAAAAGAUGAGGCAGUACAACAUAGGUGAUCGGCAAGUGAAAAUUCCUCUCAACAUCUCUGCAUCGGGUGACAUUACUGUUGUGCUUUACCAUGCUCGUUCAACAUUUGGUGGCAAGAUACAGGGCAAGAUCACAUCCAUGAAGAUGUUUCAGCUACAGUUUCACUCAGGCUUUGUUCAAGAUGGAACAACAUCCCUUAAGUUCACUCAAUUUGAGCUUGAUCACCUUGACACACCUGACAAAUACCCAGAGCUGUUUCAUGUCAGCAUGGAUAUAAUGGUAGCCCCAGUGGCACGUCAAGCCACUGACAAACGCUACCCAUGGGAAAACUUCAGCACCGAGAAGCUAGGGCCUCGAAUUCUCUUCUCUAGCAAAAAUGAGCUGCACAGUGUCAUUGCAGAGUUUGGUGUGUCAGAGCGGGCCAAUAGUAGGCUGAGUAAUGCAUCAAGUAGGGACUCAGACGUUCCAGACAGUCCUAAGGCCACGCCUACCAGACAUCCCAAGCCAGAAGCUGCAUCUAAUGGCCAGGGCAAGGCACACUUCUUUGACACUCUUGAAUGGAAUGAAGAAGGCCUCUCAGCACAGGAGGGAGCAGCUCCUGCCAUAAGAACAGAACAGCAGGUUGCUCUCCUAGAUGAUGAGUCGGGCGAUGAGGAUGAUUUUUCAGCGCUUUCCAGAGACCGCGCCGGUAGCAAUAAUGGCAACCCUCCAACAGCGUCCAAGCCACCAGCAUCAGGAGCAGACUUUUUCUCUGAUGAAUUUGACUUUCAGAGCAAAGCAGGCCAUGGAGGCAGUGCCAGCUACUUUGACGCAGACUUUGGGGAACCUGAAGCUAGCAGUGGAGAAAAUGGCAGGGCAGAGAAGAACACUGUGGAUGUAGACUUGCUUAACAUCAACAACAACAUCAAUGGCAGCGUGCAGCCAGAUGUUGUAGCAGAUCAGAUUGACUCGCUUGAUCUUGGGGCUCCAAGAAGAGGAGACAGAAAUGAGGCACUCAGUAAUGUUGACCUGCUUGUUGGCGGUGUCAGUAUCGAACCAGUCCCUGCAAGAGCUUCUGGGUUGGGGAAACAGCCAGACCUAAUGGGAAGCCUGGGAGAGGAGACAUUUGAUCCAUUUCAGCAGUUUUCCUCACCUGAUGCUUCUGUGUCAACAGCCAGCAAUCAGAACACAUUUAGCCCAUUCCAGAACACACAGGUAGUGUUCAGUAAGAAUAUACAAAGUAAAUCUUUUUGGCUCGUGGAAUGCCAGCAACAUUCAGCAGAGUGGAGGGGCCAACAGCAACAUCUUCCGGCAGCAAAAUUCAGGCAGCCCAAGCUUGGUGUUCCAAUGGGAAUGCACAAGAGUGCCAGUACUGGCUCUGGUAUGAAUAUGGGUUUGGACAGCAGCCUGCUCUCUCCUGCUGGUCGCGGCAUGACCAGCUCCCAAAGCCAGAGCAGCUCGCUUGCAGGAUUGGGGCCAGUGCCAAAAUCUGACCCUUUUGCCGAGCUAAGUGGUUUGGGAAAGACCUCGUUUAAAGGUGCUUCUGUUCCUAAACCUCAGCAGCCUCCCCAGACACGACCAUCUGUAAACCAGCCAGCCCAAGGACGGACACAAGGAGCACCAGGUCAACAACAGCAACAACCACAGCAGCAACGCCCUAACUACAAUGUGUCUGGCUUCAGCAGCCCUGGACCUCACAAAGCCACAGCUGGAGGCAGUGUUAUAGGCAGCAGAGAGGAGCGGGGACUUCGCAGAAAUUUUGGUCCACGUCCAAAGGUAUCUGAGAAUGAUUUUAAGGAUCUGCUUGGGCAGCACAGCUUCACAUCAAAGAAAGAUGCAGAACCCAAAACCAUUGCCGACAUGCGGAGAAAACAACUGGAAGAAGAUACAGACCCAGACAAGCUUAAGGUGAUGGAGUGGACUCAAGGCAAAGAGAAGAACAUCCGAGCUUUGCUGUGCUCCAUGCACAAAGUAUUAUGGGAUGGAGAGACACGCUGGAAACCCGUUGGUAUGCAUGACCUAGUCUCUGCUGACCAGGUCAAGAAAGUGUACCGCAAGGCAGUCUUGUCCGUUCACCCAGAUAAGUUGACAGGCAACCCCCACGAAGGUUUGGCCAAGAUGAUCUUCAUGGAGCUAAAUGAUGCAUGGGCCAAGUUUGAAGAUGAAGGCAUGAAGAGUUUGUAUCAGUGAUGAAGAGACUGGCUUCUGAUGCUCUUGUUCAUCAGAGGCAAGACAAACACUAGUCUUUUACUUAACACUCGCCAACACCACAGUCAAGGAUGGACAACAGCUCACUUUCUUUUCUGCAGUAGCUAGCAUUUAAGUGUCCAACACUAAGUAGACUAUUUUUUUUUAAUAGAGGGAAUGGGAAAAGUUUACUGGUAUGAAUUUGUGUGUAUGUGUGGUGGUGCUGUAGCAACAGAGAGAUGAGAUUGUGAUAUGACACUGUUACUUUUAGUCGCUGUUGGCAUGCCACAUUGCAAUAAUUAAGGAAAAGUGGGAUGGAUCAUUGCGGUGUGCAUAUGCCUGUCUACAUAUGUAUGUAUAUGCAUGGGUGUGUUUUUACAUGUGUGAAUGUGCUUAUUAUUAUUCAUUACAUUCUGAAAAAUACCAAGAGACAUGACUUUUACAUGUGACAGUAAAUAUGCAGUAACAUGAAUGUUUAGAAAAUAAAUGGUCAUUUACUUUCUAUUACGUUGUGUUCAUACUUUGUGUUGUAAGCCCAAGAACAUUUUCUUGCAAGUGUCAUGGACUUCUCUUUGACAGCAGUUUACUAAAUCCCUUAACAAUGGUUUUUUUUCUUAAAAACAAUAUUUCUUUCUUGGAGACUGCAAAUUCAAAGCAGAAUCUCUUGGUCAUUUUGUUCCUAUAGACAUAGAUAUCUUGUGCUUAUUUGUCUCAUCAUAUUGCACUGGUUUGGCAAUGUAAACCAAAUAUAACACAGCAAAAGCAAGCUGAGUAAGGAAAUUUUGUUAGCAGUGAUAUAAUUUUGUUAGAGCAGUCAAUUUCCCAGUGUUUUUGUUUAAAAGACUUAAGAAAAAUGGAAUGACAUUUUUCACCUUUCAUUUUGCAGUUGACCUGUAAAUACUGAUUGUUGUAUGAUUUUUUGUUUUUUGUAUAUCAUGUUCAACAUCUAGGUUGUGCUUGAAGAAAACUUCAAAAACUAGGAACAAGAAAGACAAACUUCUUUUUUUUUUAGAAUGAGAAAAUAUUAUACAAAUUUGGUUUUAUUUAUACAUUACAUUAAACCUCUAUAUAGCCCUCUACAUGUGAUCUUUUAUUACUGUACACAAAAUAAUUGGGCACAGCCAUAACUUUUGAUCCUGAGAUGUUGGAACGAUUGCUACAUGGUUGUACUUAACAUAAGUUGAUUUUCUGGUAUUUUUUCUUUGUUUGGCAUUCCAAUAACUUUCAAAAUAUAUGACAUGCUUGUGAACACAGAUGAAGAUCAUGAAAACAUUCCUUCCACCUUACCAUUAUAGGAGGCAAGUGGGUGCUGUCUAAUGCACGUGAAUUUUUCUUUUUUUGCACCCACUUGUCUAUCUGCAACUGUGUGUAAAAAUGACCACGAUCAUUAAAAGUGCACAAGAAGUAGAGAGGUAUUGUUAAAGUUAGCUGAAAAAUGGGACCCUUGUGGUGCCAUUGUUCCCCCCCCCCAAUCAUGUCCAUAGAAUAGAAAAAAUGUUGAAUUUCAUGUGCAUCUUGAUCAAUAUUGAUUAUGUUAUCAGAGACAUCAGUGUCUGGAACAAAAUUGUCCUUCGAAAAUGAUAAAUGAACCAUGAUAGUGUUCACUUCAAAGUGCUUAUGAAAGGAAUAUCAGUGUUUAUAGAAACUUUGUAGUUUUGUAGUAAUGGUAAUGCAUCUGGAGAUUGUGGGAAAAUAUAGAUUUUACAAUAGAUGAUUAUAGACCAUCAUUUCUUACUGAUCCAGCAGUGACUGGCUAGCAUUUCGUGCCAACACUUCGAACAGCAUAGACAAUCGAAUGUUUGUUGAAGCAGUGGUGAAGCACACAAAUGAUGUGCAUGCAAGCAGUGAAAAUGCUAAAAAUAUUUAUCAUUUUGAGAGGAAGUAUCACCUUUGUUAUUGGCACGGAAUAAAACGCAAACCAAAAAAAAAGAAUAAAUAAAAAAAAAACAACCUCCCACCCUUGCUGUCUGCUGCGUGAAACGGGGGCAUAGGCAGAUAGUGCAUUUUCCCCAACUCCAGAUCAGCAUGGGAGGCUUUGCUGAUAUCAUCAAUGGACCUAUUUUCUGCUCUGCACUAACCAUUGUAAAUACACAUAGCACUUAGAUCCUAAUGAAAGCCAGGUCACAUAUCAAGAUGUCAACAAGUCGCUAUCAUUGCAACAUAUACUGAUUAUUAGAGAUGUCAAAGUUUGACAAAACAUCUUUGAAAAUAUUCAGAAAUUGAAGAUUUUGAUACUUCAGUGUGAAGUUCUGCAAAGUUUAUCAGUGUUUUAUGUGCCAGCUUAAACUCAAGUUAAAAAUAUGUGUAGUAAACCAACCUUGGAAUAAAAAUGUGGCAUGUCCGAAGUGACCAGGUGGUUAUAAUCUAAAUCUCUCCAGGGUCAAGGAGAGGAGUGCUUCAGAUAGACUAUGUACUAUAGACUUACAAGAUAGUGUUGUAUUUAGAUCUUGUAGUACCAUCAUUUUGGUGACCAAAAAAAAAAA
Pomacea canaliculata is the source of this 6602-nucleotide messenger RNA. Its product is annotated as cyclin-G-associated kinase-like. Lineage: Eukaryota; Metazoa; Mollusca; Gastropoda; Architaenioglossa; Ampullariidae. Gene Ontology annotation, biological process: protein phosphorylation; positive regulation of Notch signaling pathway; regulation of clathrin-dependent endocytosis. The record is from RefSeq and is a predicted model, not a curated record. Gene Ontology annotation, cellular component: cytoplasm. The coding region runs from base 100 to 4122 and encodes 1340 amino acids. The transcript is spliced from 28 exons. Gene Ontology annotation, molecular function: ATP binding; protein serine/threonine kinase activity; AP-2 adaptor complex binding.